Messenger RNA from Cuscuta campestris, 604 nucleotides. NCBI's taxonomy places the organism in Eukaryota, Viridiplantae, Streptophyta, Magnoliopsida, Solanales, Convolvulaceae. The record is from the annotation of a GenBank genome assembly.
GAUUACCACCCGUACAAGGAAUCUUUCUCCUACGGAAUUGAUUAAUUAAUUACUCCGUAUUAAUUAAUCACUCAUCGUUUGGUAUAGUAUUACUAGGAGUCUUUGUGCAUGCAUAUAUUAUCACAUUUACGUACUGAAUACUGAUCCACCAUUACGUACAUAACAAACUCUCCCGAAUUAAUCGGAGCAAUCGGAUGUCGUCGCCGGCGGCGGCAACACCCGCGGACGACGAAGGAGGUCACGGCGGCAGAGCUCACUCGGCGAUGAAGGCGGUGGUGUUCGCCAUCAUGGCGGGGGGAAUCCUGUGGACGGUUGUAGCGGGGUACGCACGGCGGACGCCGGCGGGAGUGGCGGCGCCGGAGGGAGAAGAGGAUACGAUCCUGAAGUGGGGACGCCGCGUUUUCACGGCGGCGUUGCUGGUUCCGUGCGCGGCGCUGUUGCUGGUGAUGUCCCUCCUGAACUGCGUCAACGCCGCCGUGCCUCCUCCGGUCCGGGUCCGGUUGGAGAAAGUACUGUUCAGUGACGUCAGCAACAGACCACGAGAACAAGAAUCGUUGUGGUCCCCAUUAGUAACCGUUUAAUUAAUUAAACUUUCUACCUGUAA